Oppiella nova is the source of this 681-nucleotide messenger RNA. The record is from the annotation of a GenBank genome assembly. Lineage: Eukaryota; Metazoa; Arthropoda; Arachnida; Sarcoptiformes; Oppiidae.
AUGUCUUAUAUUAUACUCAAACGUCAAGAAGACUUUCGCCAAAUAGGUUCUCGUGAAAAAUGGUUGACUUCGUACGACUACAUCAUAGUAGGCGCCGGUUCUGCCGGUGCUGUGGUCGCCAACAGACUCUCAAAAUCGGGUGUUGAAGAGACUAUUGUGUCGACUAUGCCUUCAAUGAGUGAUAGCCUCAAGAAUACAGCAAUGGAUUGGAAUUAUACUAUAGUUUCGCAAAAUUAUUCCUGUUUUGGGCUCAAUAAUAGGACUAUGAAUUGGCCCCGGGGUCGGGCACUGGGAGGCACCUCUGCCAUCAACAGAAUGGACUAUGAAUUGGCCCCGGGGUCGGGCACUGGGAGGCACCUCUGCCAUCAACAGAAUGUCAAUGCCGUCCAUUUACGUGGAAAUCCCAAAGACUUUGAUGGAUGGGCCCAUUUGGGCGCCAACGGCUGGAACUGGUCUCAAGUGUUUCCAUACUUUUUAAAGUCAGAAAAUGAAACGGAUCCCUCUUUGGCCACAAAUGGUUACCACUCAACAGCCGGACCCCUGACAGUGUCAACGCCUCCAGUGGUGGAACUCAUGACAAAUCAAUGGGUGAUUGCGUCCAACGUUUCCGGUUAUAAAAUAAUUGAUUUAAAUGGCAAACAAAGGACGGGUACCGGUAUUACACAACGCAAUGUCCGCAAC